Centruroides sculpturatus (bark scorpion) is the source of this 1192-nucleotide messenger RNA. RefSeq names its product probable cation-transporting ATPase 13A3. Gene Ontology annotation, molecular function: polyamine transmembrane transporter activity; P-type transmembrane transporter activity; ATP hydrolysis activity. Gene Ontology annotation, biological process: polyamine transmembrane transport; intracellular calcium ion homeostasis. Gene Ontology annotation, cellular component: membrane. The record is from RefSeq and is a predicted model, not a curated record. Bases 2 to 778 code for a protein of 258 amino acids. Lineage: Eukaryota; Metazoa; Arthropoda; Arachnida; Scorpiones; Buthidae. The transcript has 6 exons.
UAUGUUAUUUCAGAUUGUUCAAAAAGGGACAAUUUUUGCUCGAAUGUUACCAGAACAAAAGUUACAUUUAAUAGAAGCUCUUCAAAAUUUAGAUCAUCAGGUAGGGAUGUGUGGAGAUGGAGCAAAUGAUUGUGGAGCAUUAAAAGCAGCACAUACUGGCGUUUCUUUAUCAGUGGCUGAAGCUUCAGUAGCAUCACCUUUUACAUCCAGGGUACAGAAUAUUCAAUGCAUACCAUUAUUAAUUAGGAAUAAAUUGGUGGGUGAGCCUACCUGUUGUACCAGUGUCCCACCUGUCUUGCCAAUGUUUCCAGGAGUAGUCUCUGAUUUGGUUGUGAAGCCAUUUAGAGGAAAUAGCACUGAAAGAAUAGAUGGUCAAAAACCAUCAGAAGGAGCUUAUGUUAUGAUUGAUAUUGUAAUGAACUUAUUACCACCAAUUUUAUUUGGUGGUACUGAACCUUUUACUGGACUUGUGAAACGGCUACCUGUAAGAACAAUGCUCAGUUUUCUUCCUCAGUUUUCUAUGAUAUCAUUUAUUAUUUUUCAAAUUGGAGUACACAUAUUUGGAUAUUAUUAUUGUCUUGCCCAACCAUGGUAUGAAACAUUUCAUUUCAAUCAUACUAAAGCUCAUUAUCCUGAACCUGCAUAUUCAGGAACAACCAUUAUCAGCAUCAAUACAAUGUCAUAUGUUAUUGCAGCUGUUAUAUUUGCUUCAGGACCUCCGUAUAGAAAACCUUUUUAUACAAACAGUAAAAAUUUUUAUUUUCAUCUUUAUUCUUAAUGUAUCUGAUUAAUAAAAUUUACUCAAAUUUAAUUAUUAAAUUAUUAUAUUGGUAUGUUAUAUUAAUUUUUAAAAUUAUUUUACUUUUAAUAAUAUAUAGUACCAGUUGAAAGGGCCCAUGCAGGCAUAGGGCAUAGGGGCAUACUAAAUAGUUAGCAUGCAUAGCAAUGAUAAAUAAUUAAUUACAAAUGGUUUGGAUAUACAUACAGAAUAUUAUAUCAAUAUAGCACAUGUAUCUGUGAAAAUCAUACUAAAUGUGGUUUUAUUUCUGUAUUUACACAGUUUUGAGCAUUAGCAUGUACAUCAGGAUGGUGUAAUUCCCGAUAGUACCAGACUAAGGAGAAUCUGAUUUAAUUUGUACAACAAACUCAACAAGACUACAAUAUUAAGUGCAUGAAGUUGAUUACAAAAUUU